Petromyzon marinus (sea lamprey) is the source of this 1963-nucleotide messenger RNA. The record is from RefSeq and is a predicted model, not a curated record. NCBI's taxonomy places the organism in Eukaryota, Metazoa, Chordata, Hyperoartia, Petromyzontiformes, Petromyzontidae.
CAAUAGCAGUAGCAGCAUCAGCAGGAGCAACAGUAGCAUCAGCAGCAUCAGUCCGGUGAUGGAUAUGGCACGGCAGGCGCGGCUGAGCGGUGUCUAGCAUGGCAUGGCCAGCACCAUGAUCCACGCACGCCCAUUGGUGCUCACCUGGAUGGCUUUGUGUGUGUGCGGCGGGGUCCAGCGGGCCGAAGGGAAACCGACCGAGGAGCGCAUCUAUCCGGAGAACAUCACCAAGAUUCUGGACGGGUUGCUGCACGGAUACGACAACCGCCUACGGCCGGGAUUCGGAGGCCCCGUCAUGGAGGUCAAGACCGACAUCUACGUGACGAGCUUUGGGCCGGUGUCCGACGUUAAAAUGGACUACACCAUGGACGUGUUCUUCCGCCAAACGUGGGUGGACGAGCGGCUGGAGUUCAAGGGCCCCAUCGAGAUCCUGCGGCUCAACAACCUCAUGGUCAACCGCAUCUGGACGCCCGACACGUACUUCCGCAACGGCAAGACGUCCAUCGCGCACAACAUGACGGCCCCCAACAAGCUGCUGCGCAUCAUGCAGAACGGAACGAUCCUCUACACCAUGCGGCUGACGAUCAACGCCGAGUGCCCGAUGCGCCUCAUGGACUUCCCCAUGGACGGACACGCCUGCCCGCUCAAGUUCGGAAGCUAUGCCUACCCCAACAGCGAGGUCCUCUACAGCUGGACCAAGGGCGCCAACAAGUCGGUGGAGAUCCCUCGCGAGUCGUCCAGCCUGCUGCAGUACGACCUGGAGAGACACACGGCCGCCAGCGAGCUUAUCAAGACCAACACGGGCGACUACGUGGUCAUGACCGUGUACUUCCACCUCAAGCGCAAGAUGGGCUACUUCAUAAUCCAGACGUACAUCCCGUGCAUCCUGACCGUCAUCCUCUCGCAGGUCUCCUUCUGGAUCAACAAGGAGUCGGUGCCGGCCCGGACCGUGUUCGGUAUCACCACGGUGCUCACCAUGACGACGCAGAGCAUCAGCGCGCGCGGCUCGCUGCCCAAGGUCUCCUACGCCACCGCCAUGGACUGGUUCAUCGCUGUGUGCUUCGCCUUCGUCUUCUCGGCGCUCGUCGAGUUCGCCGCCGUCAACUACUUCACCAACGUGCACGCCGAGCGCGCCGUCAAGAGGGCGGCGAGGAUGGCCGCUGCCGUCGCCGCCGCCGCCGAGGCGGCGGCGGCGGCGGCGGAGAGUCGCCCGGAGCCAUCGCCGGGCCCGGACGUGGCCCGGGAGCGUGACCGGAGCCCUCCGCCGGCGCUGGCUGCCUGCCCCCGCAACGAGGUGCUCUCGAGCCCCGACCAGAACUGCACGCUGAAGAAGAGGAUGAACGUGGCGACUCAGUACCGGGAGGAGGCCACGAGCCCCCGCCGGUACCACGGCGGCGAAGCGGCGGCGGCGAACCGGACCCCAGUGCCGCCCUCGCCCAGCCAGGCCCCGUGCCUCAAGGCCUUCUCCUUGCUGCUGCCACCACCACCGCCACUGCAGCAGCAGCAGCAGCAGCAACAGCAACAACAACAACCACCGCAGCAGCAACAACAAACGCCGGCUCCCCCACCGCCGCCGCCGCCGCCGCCGCCCAACAACGGAACGAGCAAAAUCGACAAAUACGCACGGAUACUGUUCCCCGUGUCAUUUGCGGUGUUCAACAUGGUCUACUGGGUCGUCUAUCUGUCCAAGGACACGAUGGAGAAGAUCGAGCUGUGAGGGUCGCCGCGUUCCCCGUCCGUCGCCCGUUCCAAUCGAGCCACGAGCCAUCCGCUGCUGGAUGAGGCGGCGGUUGUUGGCGUGGUGUGGCCUGGAGCUCGGGUGCCAUGAAUUCCCUCGACUGUUCCCAAUUAUGCACCCGCCCACUGUUCCUAGCAAUAGGGCCCCCACACUGCCCGUGGGCCCCCACACUGCCCCGUGGGCCCCCACACUGCCCAUGGGCCCUCACACUGCCCCGUGGGCCCC